Molecule: messenger RNA, 2645 nt
Organism: Armigeres subalbatus
Lineage: Eukaryota; Metazoa; Arthropoda; Insecta; Diptera; Culicidae
Product: facilitated trehalose transporter Tret1-like
Exons: 6
Coding region: 719-2227 (502 amino acids)
Biological process (GO): transmembrane transport; carbohydrate transport
Cellular component (GO): membrane
Molecular function (GO): sugar transmembrane transporter activity
Source: RefSeq, a predicted model, not a curated record
CCGGCAGUUCCGAUCCAACAGCCGUCGAGGUACAACGUACCUUCCCAGUGAUUUCGACAUCGUUGGGCCAGGGCGUGUUUGGUCGUUUCGCGAACGUCGGUACGUGCUCGAAAUUCACAUGACUAUAGUCGUUGGCGCAAGCCUUACCGCGAACAGCACGUGCUACCUGUGUCCACAAUAACUUACAGGCGCGUUCGAAAGUAACGUCGCUUCGUACCGGGCGGUGCCACCAUCAUCGGAGAAAGGAAUCAAUCAAAACAAAACUGAAACGAACAGGUUUCUACUUCUUCGAUCCGUAACGAAAUCCCGUCAUAAAACCACCUGUAAAUCGGCCCGGCGCCGAAGCCAUUCGACCUCUUCCCAGAUGUGCCAUCAACAUAAAUUGCGAAUUUGAAUAGUGACCAAAUUUGCAUUUAUCGCACGACUAAGUUUGACAAAAGUUACUAAAGAAUCGUAUAACGAGUUUGAAGCAGUUUUGUGCGGUGGAUCCAAUCAAUGAGGAAUUGGGAAAUCGCUGCCAAAACCAGGUGUACCGCGCCAGCGAUCGAAGUUUGGUUUGGGGAUAGUUUCGAAGCUGACAUGAAGCCAACAUAAAAUGCAACAAACAUCUGAAAAUUGACCGAAGUGAUCUAAUGUGUACAUUUGAAUAGUUGAGUGCAAACAGAUUCACAACCGAAAAGCGAUUUUUGGAUAGUAGCGCGAGUCGAGAGAUUGAACCAUGGCUACGAAACCGGAGCUGAGCAAAACGAUGGGUGCUGUGAAACAGACAUUGCUCUCAUUGUCCGUUUCGCUGUCCUACUUUUGCAUCGGCCUCGUUCGAGGUUACUCCGCCCCCGCGGUACCGUCCAUGAAUGACAUCAACCCCGGGCUGCUGCCGAGCAAAAACAUCGCCUCGUGGGUCAGCUCCAUUCCACCCUUCGGGGCACUUUUCGGCAGCUUGGUGGCGUUCCCGUUGAUGCACAAAAUAGGCCGCAAGUACACCGUGAUGCUGACGUCGCCGGUUUGGGUCGCGGCGUGGGUGCUGAUAGCAACGGCUGACGACUGGAAGGUGCUGCUGGUUGCCCGAAUGCUGUCAGGAUUCGGUGCUGGGCUGACCCUUCCCUCGGCGCAAAUCUACGUGAGCGAGUGUAGCGACCCCCGGAUUCGGGGAGUUAUUGGAUCAUUGCCUUCGCUUUCGAUGUCUGUCGGAAUAUUGAUAACAUACGUGUUCGGCAAGUACGUCGAAUGGCGAACACUGGCUUGGAUCUGUUGCGGAGUGGCAGUGUUUCUUUUCGUGGCGGUAAUAAGCUUUCCGCAGUCUCCAGUAUGGUUGAAAACGAAGAAGCGAUACGAAAAAGCUCAUAAUUCUGCCAAGUGGCUGCAUCUACAAGGUUUCACCUUCGACCCGCGAGCUCAUGACAUCCAAAAGGCAGUGGGCAACGGUACUUCAUUGGAGAAAAAAGAAAAACCCUUCUCCAAGGAAGCUCUCUUACGACGUGAAGUCCUGCUUCCCUUGGCCAUCGGAUUGGCAUUGCUCUCGAUUCAGCAGCUUAGUGGUAUCGACGCAGUAAUCUUCUUCACGGUGGAGAUCUUUCGAUCGGCAGGAAGCUCACUGGAUGGCCAUUUGGCAACAAUCAUCGUUGGAGCAGUGCAGGUUCUCAGUAAUUUAUCGGCGCUUUUUGUGGUGGACCGAGCUGGGCGGAAGCCACUGUUGAUCACAUCCGGUGUGAUCAUGUCGAUCGCCAUGGCAUCGAUGGGCGCAGCUUUUCAUCUCAAUUCGAUCGGCAAUACUAAUUUCGGAUACCUCCCAGUGGCAAGUCUCAUAGUAUUUAUGAUCGGAUUCUCCAUUGGAUUCGGCUGCAUUCCAUUCCUCUUGAUGGGUGAAUUAUUUCCAACAGCACAAAGAAGCUUGUUGAGUUCCCUGGCUGGCUCAUUCAAUCUGGCAGUGAUGUUCGUUGUCAUCAAAACAUACCAUCCUCUGGAAGAUGCCAUAUCGACAUCCGGGACUUUCUGGAUGUACAGUAUCCUGUGCGCCGUUGGGGUGAUAUUUGUGAUAACUAUCGUUCCCGAAACGAAAGGACGAGAUCUGGAAACCAUACACAAGUUGUUUGAGAAGCGGAGUUCGCUGACAUCGAAGAGUGAGAACGUGGAAACCGGCGUGAAGCAUGGUCAUGACAAUGCCGCCAUGAGUAGUGAAGAUGACAUAACUCCAUGCAGUGACGGCAAAAAAGGAGACACUAGGUUUUAAAAUGAUUAUUUAUUGAAAAUAAAGCCAUAAAAAAUAUUUAAAAAAUACGAGUACAUAUUGUUUUUCGGAUUUUUUUUAUCAAAUGUCACUUAUAUUAGAGUGAAUAAUAAAAAACUUCAAAGUAUGUUUAGAUUUGAAAUUGUUGCCAGAGUUUAAAGCUCAAAUAUUGAAGGUUAGUUUUAGAGACGUUUCAGAGAUUUAAUUUUUCAGCUCGCAUCUAAAGAUCUUUCUGUUUGAUCUACAUAGAUUCUGUCACACAGCACUGGAAGUGCACAUAACCCAAUAAUUUCUUAAGUUGACUGCCCCUAAUAUAACAUAUUCAAUCAAUGCCAAAUGUGUUGUUCAUAGGGGGGCAAAACCUUCUUAGUGGAUCAGCGUUCGCGGUAACGUAUAGUGUAAUAGUACUCUCUUGUUAUCC